Arabidopsis lyrata subsp. lyrata is the source of this 1492-nucleotide messenger RNA. Its product is annotated as probable ubiquitin-conjugating enzyme E2 37. Gene Ontology annotation, cellular component: nucleus. Bases 78 to 1388 code for a protein of 436 amino acids. Gene Ontology annotation, biological process: DNA damage response; protein polyubiquitination. The transcript has 5 exons. The record is from RefSeq and is a predicted model, not a curated record. Gene Ontology annotation, molecular function: ubiquitin conjugating enzyme activity. NCBI's taxonomy places the organism in Eukaryota, Viridiplantae, Streptophyta, Magnoliopsida, Brassicales, Brassicaceae.
GUGCCAAUCACUGCAAAAAUCCCUUUUGCCCCCAAAAUUUGUUCAGAAUCUGUGAAGACGAAGAAGUUUCUGAAUCAAUGGCUCAAGCAGCGAGACUAAGCAUGAGAAUGCACAAAGAGCUAAAGCUUCUCCUCUCCGAUCCACCUCAUGGCGCUUCGUUUCCACAUCUCUCUUCCGCCGCCUCUGGCUCCGGCGACUUCUCCACUUUCUCCACCAUCGAUGCUCGUCAGUUUCUCUUCAAAUCCUCUUUUGAAUUUUCAAUUUCCUCAUCAAAUUCAGAUCCAUUAACUUUUUUUCCAGAAAUCGAAGGUCCUGAAGAUACUGUAUAUGCUAAUGGAAUCUUCAAUGUGAAGAUUCAAAUCCCUGAGAGAUAUCCAUUUCAGCCUCCAAUUGUGGCAUUUUCUACACCGAUUUAUCACCCAAACAUCGAUAACAGUGGCCGGAUUUGCCUUGAUAUUCUUAAUCUCCCUCCCAAGGGUGCUUGGCAACCAUCGUUGAAUAUCUCGACAGUUUUGACGAGUAUCGGAUUGUUGCUUAGUGAACCGAAUCCGGAUGAUGGAUUGAUGUGUGAAGUAAGCAGGGAGUAUAAAUACAAUAGACAAACUUUCGAUUAUAAAGCACGAGAGAUGACUGAGAAGUAUGCUAAGGUUAAGCCUGAUGGAAGCAGCACCAGCUUCCAAAUUAAGAUUCAUGGAGAUGAGAAGGCUUGUGAAAGUGGAAUUAGUGUUUUAGCUGGUAAUGACGAUGGGAUUGAAUCUUCCUUAAGCAUAGCACAUACAGUGAACCGUGACACUGCAGCGAAAGAUCAACAAGAGGAUAGAAAUGGGAAAAGAAAAGCAGUGAUUGGUUUUGGCGAGGCGAAUUCAUUUGGUAACGAUGUGAUAAAAACGAGCAGGAAGAAGUUAUCUCUUGCCUUGCCUCCUCAAUCUCAAAAGAAGGACUUGUGUGGUGAAGAACUCACAAAUGUAGUUUCGGCUGCUUGCAAAGAAAACAAGAAACCAAAUUCAAAUGGAAAGAAGCUUUCUCUGGGGCUGAAGCAGCCAUUUAAUGAUAACUUGGCCUUCUCGAGUUUUCGAACUUCUGCUGCAAAGAGUGACAACAAUAGACUAAGCAGAAAACUGUCCUUGAGACAACCACUUAGAGAGUUGAAUGAAGUUAGCAAAACCGAGGUACUUGCGCAAACUGAUAUGAAACUGGAAAUGAAUCAAAAUGAAGAUGACAGAAGUUGGCGCGGUGAGUUUGAGAACUCGGGCUUGGAAGAAGCAUCAAUGCCUGAAUCCAUUGUUGUUCUAGACAGUGAUGAUAGUGGACAAGAAGAAGAAGAAACAGUCUCUUUGAGGUCAAGAUUAUCACUACCAAAGAGAAGAGUCCUCAAGUGUAGACCUUGAAAAGUGAUGAAAACUGUUUUUGUUGUUUUUUUUUUUUUUUUAUAUCAAUGUGGAUCAGGUUGCUAUUUAUAAUUAUAACUUAUGAUUAUUAACCUUGAAAUGCA